Messenger RNA from Spodoptera littoralis (African cotton leafworm), 1510 nucleotides. Lineage: Eukaryota; Metazoa; Arthropoda; Insecta; Lepidoptera; Noctuidae. The record is from the annotation of a GenBank genome assembly.
AUGUCCACUGUUUGGGUAUUAGCUGAAUUGAAGGAUGUUAGGGAUCCGAAUACGAUGUUUCCACAAAAAGUAAUGGUCCGCGUAUUCAGAAGGGGUCACGACGAAACAACUUGGGUCCCUGGAAAUAUUGUAAACUUGUGCGAUGAAGGCCAGGCUCCCCAAAGAGCAAGAAUUUUAUUUGUAUCUAAAAACAGAAAAUUAGUCCUGAAUAAAAAAGAACUUUCGGGCAUGCAGGAGAUCUAUAUGAGGGAAGUGGUGAAGAGAUGUUUACGCACCAUCUCAGAUUUGAGACGCAAUAGUCAAACAUAUUGUUUGCACGUCGAGGACCUACCGAAUAGUACUGGAGAAGUACCAUCUAUACCUGAUUUGAUAAUUAAUCGGUGUACAGGACAAACAAGUACUAGCAACAGUGAUUGUAGCGACAGUAGUGAUGAUGACAGAAUAUCAUCCAACGUAAUUAUGAAUGAAAGGAGACGACAAUUACCAAACAGAUUUGUGCCCCAACCGGUAGUCAAUGGUUCUGGACCUGCGCCUCUACCGAUAGCCAAUGGAGCUGCGCAUCAACCGAUAUUUAACAUAAACAGACCUGCUGCGUCGCACCCUAUAGUAGCCAAUGGAGCUGCGCCCCACCCGUUGGCCAACGGAGUUGCGCCUCAACCGAUAUCCAACAGACAUGCUGUGCCCCAUCCUAUGGCCAAUGGAGUUGCGCCUCAACCGAUAUCCAACAGACAUGCUGUGCCUCAUCAGAUGUCCAACGGAGUUGCGCCUCAGCCGAUAUGCUACAGACAAGCUUUGCCCCAUCCAAUGGCCAACGGAGUUGCACCUCAGCCGAUAUGCUACAGACAAGCUUCGCCCCACCCAAUGGCCAACGGAGUUGCGCCUCAACCGAUAUACAACAGAUAUGCUGCGCCCCACCAGAUGGCCAGCGGAGCUGCGCCUCAACCGAUAUUCAACAGACAUGCUGCACCACACCCAAUUGCCAACGAAGCUGCGGUCCGUCCGAUGGCCAAUGGAGCUGCAAUUCAACCAAUAUUCAACAGACAAGCUGGGUCCCCUAAUGGACAAUGGAGCUGUGCCUCAACCGAGAUUUAAUAACCCUUCGAUAUAUCCACCUCUACUUUACGGCCUUGGUCCCCCACCGGUAGUUUGUAGUUUAGCUGUUCAACCGGUCCAACCGGUCGUCGAAGGUCCUCCUUACCCACCGGAAGCUAAUGAACCUAUUUCCCCAUCGAUAGGUGACGACCCUGCUGCCCAACCAGUAGUUGAUGACCCUGUACCCCCACAGGUAGUUGAAGACCCUGUUCUUCCACCGGUAGUUGAUGACCCUGUUCCCCAACCGGUAGUUUAUGACCCUGCUCCCCAACCGGUAGCUAAUGAUCCUGCUGCCCGACCAGUAGUUGAUGACCCUGUACCCCCACAGGUAGUUGAAGGCCCUUUCCCCCCACAAGUAGUUGUAGACUCUGUUUCCCCACAGAUAGUUGAAACCCUGCUGCCCACCGGUAAUUGCUGA